UUCCCCCCUCUCUCUUUCUCUCUCUUCCCAAAUCGAUUCAACAACGUCCACUAAUUCUCUUUAGAGCUUGGAAGAUUCCGAAUCCGAUCUCAGGCGAGUUGAAGCUCAGGACGAUGAAUCAGUACCACAUAUAUGAAGCUAUUGGGCAGGGCAAAUGCUCGACUGUGUACAAAGGAAGGAAGAAGAAGACGAUCGAGUAUUUUGCCUGCAAGAGUGUUGACAAGUCGCGGAAGAGCAAGGUGCUUCAAGAGGUCAGGAUCCUUCACUCGCUAAAUCAUCCAAACGUACUCAAGUUCUAUGCGUGGUAUGAAACUUCUGCUCACAUGUGGUUAGUUCUGGAAUAUUGCGUUGGGGGUGAUCUCAGGACAUUAUUGCAGCAGGACUGUAAACUGCCAGAAGAUUCAGUCUAUGGUCUUGCCUAUGAUCUCGUCAUAGCCCUGCUGUAUUUACAUUCGAAAGGAAUUAUAUAUUGUGAUCUGAAACCAUCAAACAUCUUACUUGAUGAAAACGGACAUAUUAAGGUACGCAUGUUGCUAUGUGUGAUUUGGAUGGCAAGGAAGCUAGAUGAUAUUUCGAAAUCUCUUCAACGGUAAAUAAUUGGAAAACGUGGUACCCCGUAUUAUAUGGCUCCGGAACUAUAUGAAGAUGGAGGGGUCCAUUCUUUUGCUUCUGAUCUAUGGGCACUUGGGUGUGUGUUAUAUGAAUGUUACACAGGGAGGCCUCCUUUUGUGGCAAGAGAGUUUACCCAGCUUGUGAAAUCAAUUCAUUCAGAUCCAACUCCUCCACUCCCUGGAAAUGCAAGCCGUUCUUUUGUCAAUCUCAUUGAGUCUCUUCUUAUCAAAGACCCAGCUCAAAGAAUACAAUGGGCAGAUCUCUGUGGUCAUGCAUUUUGGAAGAGUAAGAUAAAUUUAGUACAUUUGCCGCCUCAGCCUGCUUUUGAUAGUAUGAUUGGCAUAUACACAAAGCCAUGUCUUUCCGAGCAUAACGGAGACAGACCAAGCAAGACCCCACCAAAGUAUCGGGAGAAAGAACCAAAAGGGGGUUCAAAGCACAAGGAGAACUCCACUCAAGUUUCAAGGGGCCGUGAGACGCCACAAAAGGGUACUCCUGGUGGUUCUAAAGCUCAAACAAGGAUUCCUAGUAAGGCAACUGAGGAAAAGCAUGGAGGUCGUCCGGGUGCUAAUAGACAGGUGAAUAUUCUAAGAUUGUCAAGGAUUGCAAAGGCAAAUCUUCAAAAGGAGAAUGAGAAGGAAAACUACAGGAGACCCUUACCUAAUAGCAACGAGAACUGUGCUGAAGUGAAGAUCGAGAACACUGAUAUGGAACUUGAUUUUGAUGAAGACAAUGAGGACGAGGGACAAGAUGAAUCAGAAGAAAACGAGAACACCUCUUGUGCACAAGAUGAUAGAGUUUUGAGUCAAAAUGAGAGUCACAGAACACAAGGAGUUAUGAGCAAUAAUGUGCCUGAUGAUAACUCGUCUGCAAAUGAAACACCAACCUCGGGUGAAGCCAGAGAUUGCCAUGAAGAGCAGUCAGAGCCUAUUGAAGUGUCAGCUGCGCUACCUAGUGCUAGUCCUCAACUUAAAACUCACAGAGGAAGAGAAGUUUCUGGGCUUACUGUUAAUCACGACUCGUCUAAAACACCUAACAGCCUCAGUGACGUCCUUUGGCAUUUAUCUGAUCUUUCUGUUAGACCUGUCAUGCCCAGUAGAAAAUCUGACAAAGAAGCUUUGCCUUCUCUCUCAUUUGAAGCACCACAGCCUUCUGAUUUUGGUAAGAUGGGAAAGCAAGAAUUAGAACCGCUUAACAAUAGGAUCAUAACGGUUCUAAGCGGGAGUAGUGCUGCCAUGUCAGAGAAACAGAAUUUGAUCAGAUACCUCGAGAAAUUGAGUAGCAAUGCUGAUGCAGCCAACUUAUUGACCAACGGGCCAAUAAUGCUUGUGCUUGUUAAAGUUCUGCGGUUAUCCAAGACCCCGGCGUUUCGUGUACAAAUUGCUUCUCUAAUUGGUUUGUUAAUUCGGCAUUCUACUUCCAUUGAAGAUGAUUUGGCAAAUUCCGGUAUUUUAGACUCUCUAACAAAUGGCCUCAGAGACAAGCAUGAAAAAGUGAGAAGGUUCUCUAUGGCAGCUCUAGGUGAAUUGCUAUUCUACAUCUCAACUCAAAGUGAGCAUAAGGAUUUCAAACCAACAGAAUCUCCAUCAAAAGAAACCCGGUCUGCAUCGGGUUGGCAGGUUUCAAAUGCCUUGAUCUCUCUUGUAUCAUCUGUCUUACGCAAAGGAGAAGAUGACCUGACUCAGCUCUACGCGUUAAGGACGAUAGAAAACAUCUGCAGUCAAGGAGCUUAUUGGGCCACCCGUUUCUCCAGCCAAGAUUUGAUAAGCAACCUCUGCUAUAUAUACAGGGCAGUUGGGAAACAGGAGAGCAUGAGGCAGACUGCUGGAUCAUGUUUGGUCCGUCUUGCUCGGUUUAACCCUCCUUGCAUUCAGACUGUUGUAGAGAAGCUUUCACUGAAGGAAAUAGCUUCAUCUUUUGUCAAAGGCAACGCACGUGAGCAGCAAAUCUGCUUAAAUCUUCUGAAUAUGGCUAUGAUUGGAAGUCACACAUUCGCAAGCUUUGGAAGGCAUCUUGUGACAUUGACAGAGGAGAAAAAUCUUCUCCCUAGUUUGCUCUCCAUCAUAGAGCAAGGAACUGAAGUUCUAAGGGGAAAGGCUGUUCUCUUCAUUGCACUUCUCUGCAAAAAUAGUAGGCGAUGGCUAACAAAUUUCUUCUGCAAUACAAGAUUUCUGCCUGUGGUGGACAGAUUAGCCAAAGAAAAAGACAGUUAUGUGCAACAAUGCCUUGAGGCAUUCGUGAAUGUAAUCGCCUCCAUAAUACCGGGUUUGCUGGAUACAAUAACCAGUGAGAUCCAGCAACUAAUGACAGGGAGACGCCAUGGCCCUGUCUCUCCCCUUAACAGUCGAGCUGCUCUAAAGACUAAUGCACACUUGUUCCCUGUGGUUCUUCAUCUUCUUGGAAGCUCUUCGUUUAAGAACAAAAUGGUAACCCGACAAAUUCUACGCCAGUUGGCAAAUCUUACAAAACUUGUGGAAGCCUCAUUUCAGGGAAGAGAUGACUUCCGUAUAACCCUACUUCAAGUUUUAGAAUGCAUAGCAGAAGAUGCUUCUCUGGUUACACAAAAUGCUGAGAUUAUUAUCCGUGAGAUUCUCCCAUCUUUAGCUUCAAUUUACAAUGGGAACAAAGAUGGCGAUGCUCGGUUUCUCUGUUUGAAGAUCUGGUUCGAUUCAAUGACAAUUCUCUUAACUGAGUGCACCGAAAUCGAGCAACAAACAUCUGAGGAUUUGAAAUCAAUAUCCAACUCUCAUUUCCUCCCGCUCUACCCUGCAUUGAUCCAAGACGAAGAUCCAAUCCCAGCCUACGCGCAAAAGCUCCUCGUCAUGCUAGUUGAGUUUGAUUACAUCAAAAUCUCCAACAUAUUGCAUCAGAAUACAGUUUCACAAUGCUUUGAGUUUCUUCUUGGAGACCUAUCAAGCGCGAAUGUCAACAACGUCAAGCUUUGUCUUGCCUUAGCCUCAGCUCCAGAGAUGGAAACUAAACUGCUUUCUCAGCUCAAAGUAGUGAGGAGAAUUGGAAAUCUCUUGGAAUUCGUGAAUGCCAAAGACAUGGAAGAUUUCCUUGAACCCACUUUAAAUCUCUGCAGAGCUUUUCUGCUACGGUCACUUGGGAACAAGAAAGGUCUCAGCUCCAAUUACACGAAGGAGCCAACGCUUUUAUCAGAGACAUCUUUUACAUUCGAGGUCGAUCCACAAGAAUGUAUAAGAGACAUUGCAGAUUUCGGUAGCAACAUUGGCUUAUUCUUGGGCCUCGCUGCUUUAGACGACACUAGCAUCGCAGUCGCAGAUAUUGCUUCUGAAUGCGUCGUGUUGCUACUUAAAGCGGCUUCAAGAGAAGCCACGACGGGAUUUUUAACCAAUCUUCCUAAGAUCACACCGAUUCUCGAUGCGUGGCGCAGGAGGACGAGCACGGAGCAACGACUGUUGGUUUUGAAGAGAAUUCUGCAUUGUUUGGGUUACGCGUGCAAGCAGUAUGUAUCGCAGGCGAUGAUUUUGUCGAUAUCAGGACAUGAUGUCUCUAAGAUCAACGCCAUUGUCUCUGAGAUCGCGAACUCAGACGUGGCUGGUCUAAAUAGCGUCGCUUCGCUUGUUGCUAUGGAGUUGCAGAGGUUGCCUCGUUGAGUUUGAAGUUUACUGAACCGUUACAAGAUCUUUCAUUGUUAUUUGUUUAACGGAACUCAUUCUACAUUUUCGUCAUUCCUCGUUACUAACUAGUUCCAUUCCAAAUAUCAUGAUGUUUUAUC
Messenger RNA from Eutrema salsugineum, 4354 nucleotides. RefSeq names its product serine/threonine-protein kinase RUNKEL. Lineage: Eukaryota; Viridiplantae; Streptophyta; Magnoliopsida; Brassicales; Brassicaceae. The transcript is spliced from 10 exons. The record is from RefSeq and is a predicted model, not a curated record. Gene Ontology annotation, biological process: protein phosphorylation; phragmoplast assembly; cytokinesis by cell plate formation. Gene Ontology annotation, molecular function: ATP binding; microtubule binding; protein kinase activity.